This is a messenger RNA of Penicillium odoratum, 1521 nucleotides long. RefSeq names its product alpha-L-arabinofuranosidase B. The record is from RefSeq and is a predicted model, not a curated record. Lineage: Eukaryota; Fungi; Ascomycota; Eurotiomycetes; Eurotiales; Aspergillaceae. Bases 1 to 1521 code for a protein of 506 amino acids. The transcript has a single exon. Gene Ontology annotation, molecular function: alpha-L-arabinofuranosidase activity. Gene Ontology annotation, biological process: arabinan metabolic process; pectin catabolic process; L-arabinose metabolic process.
AUGCUGUCACGACCAAGUGUCAUCCAGCGUGCCUGGGUAUAUGCCCUAGGGCUUAUUGUCGGGGGGUCCCUCGUCCUAGCUGGACCCUGUGAUAUUUAUGCCACUGGCGACACUCCAUGCGUUGCCGCACACAGCACAACUCGUGCCCUUUACAGCGCCUAUACUGGCUCCCUCUACCAGGUCAAGCGCGGCUCUGACAACACUACAACUAUUAUCACACCGCUCACCGCGGGAGGUGUCGCGGAUGCUGCCACCCAAGACACUUUUUGUGCUAGCACAACCUGCCUUAUCACGAUCAUUUACGACCAGUCUGGAAAUGGCAAUCACCUCACUCAAGCCCCGCCUGGUGGCUUUGAUGGACCAGACGAGGAUGGCUACGACAAUUUGGCUGGCGCAAUUGGUGCACCGGUCACGCUAAAUGGCAACAAAGCAUACGGCGUCUUCAUUUCGCCCGGCACGGGCUACAGAAAUGACGACACUACUGACAUAGCGACGCUCGAUGAGUCGGAGGGUAUGUACGCUGUCUUCGACGGAACUCACUACAACGACGCCUGCUGCUUCGACUACGGUAAUGCCGAGACCAGCAAUACCGAUACCGGUGCUGCCCACAUGGAGGCCAUCUACUGGGGAAACAGCACUUCCUGGGGAUACGGUGCUGGCGACGGCCCUUGGAUCAUGGCCGACCUUGAAAAUGGUCUUUUCUCUGGCUAUAGCGCUACUGAGAACAGUGCUGACCCGUCUCUUUCGUACCGAUUCGUCACUGCGAUGGUCAAGGGCGAGGCAGAUGAGUGGGCAAUUCGUGGCGGCAACUCUGCGUCUGGCUCACUCACGACCUACUACAGCGGCGUGCGCCCAAGUGGAUACAACCCGAUGAAAAAAGAGGGUGCUAUCAUUCUUGGAAUCGGUGGCGACAACAGUCACGGUUCUCAGGGUACCUUCUACGAAGGUGUGAUGACAACCGGCUACCCAACCGAUGCCGUCGAGGCCUUGGUUCAGGCCAAUAUUGUGGCCGCCAAAUAUGCCACCACGUCACUUGUCAGCGGCACUGCCCUCACUGCUGGUGAGUAUAUCUCUCUGCAGGUUACCACAUCUGGGUACACCACACGCUAUAUCGCACAUACGGACACAGUGGUCAACACCCAGGUCAUCACGUCAUCCAGUACUACUGCUCUGAAGGAACAGGCUAGCUGGAAGGUUGUGACUGGUCUUGGAAAUAGUGGCUGCUGGUCAUUCGAGUCUGUCGAUACUCCCGGAAGCUACAUCCGGCACUAUAACUUCGUGCUCCUGCUCAAUGCAAAUGACGGCACGAAGCAGUUCCAUGAAGAUGCGACUUUCUGCCCUAUAAGUGGCCUCAGUGGCACUGGCAGCACUUUCCGGUCCUGGAGCUACCCUACUCGCUUUUUCCGUCAUUACGAGAAUGUCAUGUACGCUGCAAGCAAUGGCGGUCUUGACGUAUUUGAUGCUACUACCUCAUUCAACGCUGAUGUCAGCUUUACUAUCGACACUGCUUGGGCGUCUUAA